Pistacia vera is the source of this 2639-nucleotide messenger RNA. RefSeq names its product G-type lectin S-receptor-like serine/threonine-protein kinase LECRK3. The record is from RefSeq and is a predicted model, not a curated record. Gene Ontology annotation, molecular function: ATP binding; protein serine/threonine kinase activity. Lineage: Eukaryota; Viridiplantae; Streptophyta; Magnoliopsida; Sapindales; Anacardiaceae. Bases 26 to 2383 code for a protein of 785 amino acids. The transcript has a single exon. Gene Ontology annotation, biological process: protein phosphorylation; recognition of pollen.
AUAAGCAAAUUCAAUUCUUCAAAAUAUGAGGAUCAAAUUUCAUAUUCUUCUCAUGAAAUCUCUCUUAUUCUUUCUGUUAUGUUCGUCUUUUACAGUUACAGCUCAACAAAAACAGUCUCAUAUAAACCCGGGAUCUUUCCUUUCACCCACCGGAAACUUCUCAUGGCUUUCAGCUUCCGGUCUCUUCGCCUUCGGAUUUUAUCCGCAAGGCAAUGGCUACGCUGUUGGCGUUUUCAUUUCUGGAGUUCCCCAGAAAACUGUUGUCUGGACAGCCAAUAGAGAUAACCCACCAGUUCCAAGAAAUUCUAUCUUGCUGUUCAAUACUGCAGGCAGGCUCGUCCUACAAGCAACUCCAGGCCAAGAUAUUAAUAUAGCUGAAGCUUCCGGAGUGGUCUCUUCCGCUUCAGUUCUUGAUUCUGGCAACUUUGUGCUUUACAAUUCUGAUCAAGAAAUUAUGUGGCAGAGUUUCGAUCACCCAACAGAUACAAUUUUGCCAACCCAACGUCUCCCGGAAAAUCGGGGAAUGUUUUCAAGCGUUUCGGAAACCGACCAUUCAACGGGGAUAUUCCGGCUCAAGAUAAUGCCACAAGACGGAAAUCUAGUGCAGUUCCCAAAGGAUGGUGCCGACGCAACUGAAUAUAAUUAUUGGCAAUCUAAUACAUCUGGAACGGGCGGAAAUGUUUCACUGAAUCUUGGUGUUGAUGGCCAUCUUUACCUGCUUAAUAACACUGGCUUCAACAUAAAGAAUAUUACUGAAGGAGGGUAUCAAAAGGAAGGAAUGAUCUAUUUCAUGAGACUAGAUUAUGAUGGGAUUAUCCGAUUAUAUUCACGCAAUUUGACUAAAAAAAGUUCCAAAUCAGUUUUGUGGGAAUCUUUGCAAGAUAAGUGUAUCCCGAUGGGUCUGUGUGGGUAUAAUAGCUUUUGUGUUUUAAAUGACGAGAGCCCUGAGUGCAGAUGUCUUCCAGGAUUUGUUCCUGUUAACCCAGGUAAUAGAACUGCUGGCUGUGAGAGAAAUUUCAGAUCAGAAAGUUGCAUCAACAGGUCUGGAACAGUCAGAUCAUCCAUUAAACAAGUGGAAAAUACUGUCUGGGAAGAUUCUUCAUAUUCAGAUCUGUCACAAACAACGAAAGAAGACUGCGAACAAGCAUGUUUGUCGGAUGGAAAUUGUGAAGUUGCACUAUUCAGUAAUAGCCAAUGCAGCCUGCAAAGGCUUCCUUUGAGAUUUGGGAGAAGAGAUCUCAACACUGAUUCAAAGAAUAUUGCUUUCGUCAAGUUACAUACCACACCCUCUUCAGAUUGUAUUGACCACAAAGAAGGUGAGAAAGAGCUCCGAAGUGACAUCAUAACCAAGAUUAUUAUUUCAUUUGUUGCUUUUAUACUUGUUAUUUUGGCAAUUUUCGGAAUUGUCAUUUACAGAUACCAUUCGUGGUCAUAUAAAAGAAUUCCUGGCAAUGGAAACACCAAAUAUUGUGAAGGUAUUGCUCCCCUGUCAUUUAGCUAUGCAGAUAUUGAAAAAAUGACUGAUUGUUUCAAAGAGGAGGUUGGUAGGGGAUCUUCAGGAAGAGUCUAUAAAGGGACUAUGGCGAAUGAUCAGAAGUUUGUAGCUGUCAAGAGAUUGGAGAAGGUUUUAUCUGAUGAGGAAAAAGAGUUCUUGACCGAGAUAAAAGUAAUUGGAAGGACUUAUCAUAGAAACCUUGUUCGUCUUAUAGGCUAUUCCUCUAAUGGAACCAACAAGGUCUUGGUAUAUGAGUACAUGGCAAAUGGAUCUCUAGCUGAUAUACUUUUCACACCUAAAAAACAACCUAACUGGAUUGAAAGACUAGGUAUUGCUCGUGAAAUUGCUACAGGUAUUUUGUAUCUUCAUGAUGAGUGUGAGGCUCAAAUCAUCCAUUGUGACGUAAAACCUCAAAAUAUUCUCAUGGAUGAGAAUGGGUGUGCAAAAAUUUCUGAUUUCGGAUUGGCAAAGUUACUAAAACCAGACCAAACUAACACCUUUACUGGAAUUAGAGGAACAAGAGGAUACGUCGCACCAGAAUGGCAUAGAAAUAUGCCCAUUACAGUCAAAGCAGAUGUUUACAGCUUUGGAGUGGUGUUGCUAGAGAUCAUUUGUCGACAAAGAAGCAUGGACCAGAAUCUUCCAGAGGAUCAAGUUAUUCUUGAAGAUUGGGUUUACCAAUGUUUUGAGACGGGUAAGUUGAGUCAAUUAGUAGAAGAUGAACAAGUGGAGCUAAAACAAUUGGAGAGAAUGAUUAAAGUUGCCCUUUGGUGUAUUCUUGAUGAACCAUCACUGCGCCCAUCAAUGAAGAAAGUUUUGCUUAUGCUGGAAGGGACUGUUGACAUUCCAAUUCCUCCAAAUCCUACUUCGUAUCUUAGUUGCAUCUAGGUUACCUGCGUUUGUUUUAAUUUGUCUGUGUUUUUAGCCCCUUUAAGUAUCAUUUUACAUACAGGAAGUAAAAUAUAAACCAGUGUUGCAAUGUGCUCUGUAAUUUUUCAGUUGCUGCAGUGUAGUGUUUUAGAAUCUGUUCUUACAUAUCCCCUAUUAUAUGCAGAACAUUUUUAGAUUUUUAAAAAUUUCCAGCAACACUUUCACUCUCUGCGUGAUCCUGACCUAAAAUUACUGUCAACAUUGCUAAAGCUUU